Salvia hispanica is the source of this 501-nucleotide messenger RNA. RefSeq names its product large ribosomal subunit protein eL43z. Gene Ontology annotation, molecular function: structural constituent of ribosome. The record is from RefSeq and is a predicted model, not a curated record. Gene Ontology annotation, biological process: translation. Gene Ontology annotation, cellular component: ribosome. NCBI's taxonomy places the organism in Eukaryota, Viridiplantae, Streptophyta, Magnoliopsida, Lamiales, Lamiaceae.
GGUUUUAUUUUUCUUUAUAAUCACUGCAUUUUCAUUUAGGGCAAAAUCAAGCUCUCUCCGCCCCACCAGACUCCUCUCUCGCUCUACAAUGGCAAAGAGAACCAAGAAGGUCGGUAUUGUUGGGAAAUAUGGCACCCGAUAUGGUGCUAGUUUGAGGAAGCAAAUCAAGAAGAUGGAAGUCAGCCAGCACAGCAAGUACUUCUGUGAGUUUUGCGGCAAGUACGCUGUGAAGAGGCAGGCUGUUGGCAUCUGGGGUUGCAAGGACUGUGGCAAAGUGAAGGCUGGUGGUGCCUACACAAUGAACACUGCCAGUGCCGUGACUGUCAGGAGCACCAUCAGAAGGUUGAGGGAGGCCACCGAGAGUUAGAUUUUAGUGAAGACUAAGAUUUAUAUGUAGUGAAUUUUGGCUCUGAAUUGUUAUCCUUUCUUUCAAUCAAAGCAAGUUUAGACUCAUGUGUGAAACCUUACUUUUCUUUAAUACCGAGGUUGAUUUUUUGUCUA